Molecule: messenger RNA, 1266 nt
Organism: Loxodonta africana (African savanna elephant)
Lineage: Eukaryota; Metazoa; Chordata; Mammalia; Proboscidea; Elephantidae
Product: olfactory receptor 4F6-like
Exons: 1
Coding region: 184-1185 (333 amino acids)
Biological process (GO): G protein-coupled receptor signaling pathway
Cellular component (GO): plasma membrane
Molecular function (GO): G protein-coupled receptor activity; olfactory receptor activity
Source: RefSeq, a predicted model, not a curated record
CUGUGAUUUACCUCCGAUUUUGACAUAAUAUAUGGCAUAUAGUAAAUGUUCGUUAAGAAUAUUAAUUGAAUGGAUAAAUGAAUUCAUGAAUUUUUUCCAAAUAUUUUAUAGCUGCAAGUGAAGAUUUUCUUUUUAUACUAGAAUUUAAAAACAACUCAAAUCUGUUUCUGUCAAUGUUUACUUAUGAUAUAUUCUUUUUAUCGUUUCUUUGUUUUUGGUCUUGUUACACAACAACAGACAAAGUCAAUGUGUGAAGCAAAUUACUCCGAGGUGUCUGAAUUUGUGUUCCUGGGACUUUCUACCUUUAGACCAAUGCAGCAUUUCCUCCUUACUUUCUCUACAGUGUUUUAUAUAACAAUUGUUCUGGGAAACCUCCUGGUUGUGUAUACAGUGACUUUUGACCCUCGUUUGCAUUCCCCUAUGUACUUCCUAUUAGCCAACCUCUCAUUUAUUGAUUUGUGUCUUUCUACAUUAACGGUUCCUAAGAUGAUCUCUGACCUGUACUCUGGGCAAAACACUAUAUCAUUCCAGGGGUGUGUGAUCCAGAUUUUUGUACUUCAUAUCCUGGGUGGAUCUGAGAUGGUGCUGCUCACAGCCAUGGCCUUGGACCGUUAUGUAGCCAUAUGUAAGCCCCUCCACUACCUGACUGUCAUGAGUCCACGCAUGUGCAUUUGGCUUCUGGUUGGUGCUUGGCUUAUUGGUCUCACUCACUCAGUGACCCAGCUAGCAUUUGUUGUCCAUUUACAUUUUUGUGGCCUUAAUGAGAUAGAUAGCUUUUACUGUGAUUUACCUCAGUUUAUCCAACUUGCCUGCACAGACACCUACAAACUGAAGUUCAUGGUUACUGCCAACAGUGGGUUCAUUUCUAUGGGAACCUUCUUCUUGCUGAUUUUCUCUUACAUCUUCAUCCUGGCCACUGUAUGGAAACAGUCUUCAGGUGGCUUGUCCAAGGCCCUCUCUACUUUGUCAGCUCACAUCACUGUGGUGAUUUUGUUUUUUGGACCUUGCAUCUUUGUCUACGUGUGGCCCUUUCCCACAGUGACAGUGGAUAAGUUUCUUGCCAUUUUGGACUUCAUGAUUACACCCAUCCUAAAUCCUGUCAUCUACACAUUGAGGAACAAGGACAUGAAGAUGGCAAUGAGGAGACUGAACAGUCAACUCUUGAGUUGGAGGAAGAUCUCCUAAAUAAUCCGCUAGAGCAUAAGUGAUACCUUCUGUACUGUUAACACAACAUUUAAAAGUUUAUACUAUAUUGGGAAAAUUCAU